AAAAGUCGAACUCCCACUGUCUCACCUAAUCCCCCUCCAUUUCACUGUCUUUCCCAACUUUUUCCUCUUUUUGGCUUUCAAAUCUUGAAAUUCAGCCACCACCCCCGCUUUCCCACUUGAGCGAACAAGUUAGCACGGAAAAUGGGAUUUUCCCUCUGUCUCUAGAGAUUGGAAACGAGCGCAAGGAAUCUCUUUUGCCUUCUGUUUACUCCUUUUCUUUUCUGGGAAAUUUGUUCUUGAGACAAAGUAAAGUUCUGAUUUUCAUCUACGACGCAUGGGCUGAGAGAUCAAGGUUUCUUGCUUCUUCUUUUUUGUGGCAUCUUCAUUCGGUUCACGUCUCCUGGGAGUUCAACUCUUGUGUAAUAACCUGGGAUUGAAGUGGUCUUUGGCGUGAUUUUGUUAUUGGGAAAGAGGUGAAGCAGCUGCACCGAUGGUGAUCGGUUGAUGUAGUGGAGUGAAAAGGUUCUGGCCGGAGGGAGACAGGAUGGUGGUGAGGAAGGUGGGGAAGUACGAGGUGGGAAGGACGAUCGGAGAAGGGACUUUCGCGAAGGUGAAGUUCGCGCAGAACACUGAAACGGGUGAGAGUGUCGCCAUGAAAGUGCUCGAUCGCAGCACCAUCAUCAAGCACAAGAUGGUGGACCAGAUUAAAAGGGAGAUAUCGAUAAUGAAACUUGUGCGGCAUCCCUACAUUGUUCGUCUCCAUGAGGUUCUUGCCAGCCGAACCAAGAUCUACAUAAUCUUGGAGUUUAUUACAGGUGGAGAACUGUUCGACAACAUAGUCCAUCAUGGGCAUCUCAGUGAAGCUGAGUCUAGAAGAUACUUUCAACAACUAAUUGAUGGGGUAGAUUUUUGCCACAGCAAAGGAGUCUAUCAUAGAGACUUAAAGCCUGAAAAUCUACUACUCGACUCCCAAGGAAACUUGAAAAUCUCUGAUUUUGGUCUUAGUGCAUUGCCUGAACAGGGGGUUAGCCUACUUCGGACAACAUGUGGAACUCCUAAUUAUGUGGCACCAGAGGUACUUAGUCACAAGGGUUACAAUGGAGCCCCGGCAGAUGUUUGGUCUUGCGGGGUGAUCCUUUAUGUUUUGAUGGCAGGAUAUCUCCCAUUUGAUGAACUUGACCUCACCACACUUUACAGUAAGAUUGAUAAUGCUGACUUUUCAUGCCCAUCAUCGUUUCCCGUGGGAGCUAAGUGCUUGAUUAAGAGGAUUUUAGAUCCAAAUCCUGAAACUCGUAUUACAAUAGAGCAGAUCAGAGAUGACGAAUGGUUUAAGAAAGGUUAUAAUCCUGUCAGAGUCAUUGAAUCUGAGGAUGUGAACUUGGAAGAUGUAAAUGCUGCCUUUGACGAUGAUGAGGAACAGAAGGCUAAUGAGGAAGGUGGGAAUGAAGACACGCAUCCACUAAUCCUUAAUGCAUUUGACUUAAUAAUCUUAUCUCAAGGGUUAAAUCUUUCAUCAAUCUUUGACAGGGGUCAGGACUUUGUGAAGCAUCAAACUCGCUUUGUGUCGCAAAAGCCCGCAAAGGUGGUUUUAUCCAGCAUGGAAGUUGUUGCACAAUCUAUGGGUUUCAAGACACAUAUUCGCAAUUACAAGAUGAGAGUGGAAGGUCUUUCAGCUAGCAAGACCUCUCAUUUCUCCGUUAUUUUGGAGAUUUUUGAGGUUGCUCCGACAUACUUCAUGGUUGAUAUUCAGAAAGCAGCUGGAGACGCCAACGAGUACCUUAAGUUCUACAAGAGUUUCUGUGGCAAUCUCGAGGAUAUCAUCUGGAAGCCUCCCGGCGAAUCGGCCAAAUCAAGGAUCACGAAGAGCAAAAGCAAGAAGCGCAAACGAGCCUUUCGGGCAAAUGAUCCGUCAUCUCUUCCCUCUCCCCAAUUGUGUGAAAAUAACGACGAAAGAAGAACAUCAUCGUCGGUCUUAUCAUAUUCUCACUCCUCCUUGCCUCGUCCUUCUUCUCCAAGAGCCCUUCUCCCCAUGCAGCAACGAUCUUGCCAGUGCUCCUCUCCUCUCUGUCUCCCACGGUCCUCAUGGCGCGUCUGCCCUCGCUCUCUCUCGCCACCACGCUCAGGCUCGCCCCUUCUUCGCCGCGUUCGAGAAUCUCCGGUUGCGUCUCUCCUCUCGCUGUGGAAAAAGCCUCCGGGCAUUUGUUGUGGAACGAGUAAAACCAACAGUAGCGCAAGCGCAACUCUGGAGGGUGAGUCUUUAGACUUCGGAGAAGGGCUCCCUGUGUUAGAAGAUGAGACAGGACUCGGACCCUUUGAUUAUGUUCCCUUUUUGCAAGAAUGCAUGGACAGGCGUUUCGUUUCAGAUGUGGAAGCUGUUCAUGCCCACGUCAUUAAAACAGGAGCCCAUGCUGAUUUGUUUGUCAUGACGUUCCUUGUGAAUGUUUAUGCGCAAUGCGGAGCCAUGGUUGCUGCCCGUAAGGUUUUCGACCAUUUGCCGAGGCGAAAUGUCGUUGCUUGGACGACCCUGAUUACGGGUUACGUCCACAGCUCUGAGCCGGAGGUCGCCAUCCGAGUCUACCUGGAAAUGUUGGAAGCAGGAUCUUACCCUACCAAUUAUACCUUGGGAAUGGCUCUGAAUGCGUGUUCCUCUUUGCAAUCUCUAGAACUGGGGAAACAAAUUCACGCCUACAUAGUUAAGUACAGGAUUGAACAUGAUACGAGCAUUGGCAAUGCGCUUUGUAGCUUGUACUCCAAAUUUGGCAACUUAGAUUAUGCUGUUAAAACUUUCAGAGGUAUUAUGGAGAAGAACGUGAUUUCCUGGACUGCUAUUAUAUCUGCUUGUGGCGAAAAUGGCGAGGCUGCUUCUGGGUUGGGUUUUUUCAGUGAGAUGCUUUGGGAGAAUGCUGAGCCCAAUGAGUUCACCUUAACUAGUGUUUUAAGCCUUUGUUGUACAGUGAUGUCUUUGAGUUUAGGGAAACAGGUUCACUCCUUGAGCAUAAAGCGUGGUUAUCAAUUGAACCUACCGGUAAGGAAUUCUGUGAUGUAUUUAUACCUCAAAUGUGGGUUGGUAGAUGAGGCAUACAAAUUGUUCAAUGAAAUUGAAUCCUCCAGCUUGGUCACGUGGAACGCCAUCAUCGCAGGGCACGUGCAAAUUAUGGAUCUUGCAUUUGACAAUCUUUCUGCAUACCAAGGUGGGACAAGAGCUCUGGAGAUCUUUUUAAGAAUGACCCACUCUGGCCUGAAACCUGAUCUUUUCACGUUUUCAAGUGUCUUGACGUUGUGCAGUAAAUUGGUAGCACAGGAGCAAGGGGAACAGAUUCAUGCACAGACUAUCAAAACCGGGUUUUUGUCUGAUGUGGUUGUGGGGACUGCACUGGUUAACAUGUACAGUAAAUGUGGGAACAUUAGAAGAGCGAGUAAAGCUUUUGUGGAGAUGUCUACCAGAACUUUGAUAUCAUGGACUACCAUGAUCACGAAUUUCGCCCUUCAUGGUAAAACUCAGCAAGCCCUGCAACUCUUUGAGGACAUGAGACUUGUGGGUGUCAGACCCAAUCAAAUUACUUUUGUUGGCGUCCUGGCAGCUUGUGGUCAUUCUCUAAUGCUAGAUGAGGCUCUGAAUUACUUUGAGGUGAUGCAGAAGGAAUAUAGAAUUAAGCCUGUGAUGAACCACUUUGAGUUGCUGGUUGACAUGUUUGUGAUGUCGGGUAGCUUAGACAAAGCCUUUGAUUUAGUCAAGAAAAUGAAUUAUGAGCCGAAUGAGUUUAUCUGGUCGGCUUUAAUAGCUGGAGCUAGUAUUCACGGAAAUUCGGAAUUAGGUCUUCAUGCAGCUGAGCAGUUAAUCAAGCUAGACCCAAGAGAUAGCGAGACUUGCAUCUUAUUAUUGAGGACAUACAGAGCUACAGCGAGGUGGAUGGACGCAUCGAAUGUGGAAAAAUUGAUGAGAGAGGAGCAACCCAUUAAACUAAGAGACUGGAGCUGGAUUUGCAUCAAAGGCAAGGUCUAUUCAUUUGAGCCAAAUGAGCAGUCCUGUCCUGGUAAUGAUAUGGAGAUGCGCAUACUGUUGGAAGACUUGCUUGGCCAAGCAAAGACACUUGGAUAUGAAUUUUGGGGGAGUUCAGAGCUAAGGGAUAAUGAGGAAGCCGACUUAGCCUCUAGGAUUCACCAGAGCGAAGUAUUAGCUCUUGCUUUUGGAUUAUUGAACACGCCAAAUGCAGCACCAAUGCAGAUUAUCAAGAAUACUAGUAUGUACAGAAUCUGCCAUGAUUUCAUCAAAUGCCUAUCAAUUCUAACUGCUAGGAAAAUUGUCAUCCAAGAUCGGAAGCGGCUCCAUAAGUUUGUCGACGGAAAGUGCUUGUGUGGAGACUUUUGGGGCCUUCUUUGAAAUUCUUAAUUUUCCUUACACCAAUAUGAUCUGGGUGGCUUGCUAUAAUACAAAAGCUACCUGGUUGCUAAACAGGAAGAAUCUGUCGCUCAGCAAAUAUGGAAUUAACAUAAGACAUAUUCUUCUCAAUUCUUUCACACAAAAACAGAGCACAAUGCAGAGCAAAAUGCCGUGCAGAAAAUUCGAUACUUAGACGAGAAUACAGAUACAAUUCUCAACGGAUCAAGUAAUUUCUAUACAAUUUUGCAUCAGCUCCUCUUUAUUUCUGGCCUUCUUGGAUGCAAACUGAAAGAUAUAUGCUUUCUGCGGACUUCAAUUACAUGAACUUGUUUAAGGAACAGCUUUUUGUACGUAGAUAUUUAAAUUUUUGAGUAACUAUACAUGAGAAGUAUAAGGAUGCUGGCUUUAGGAUAACUCAGAAUUGGCCAUAUGCUUCUCUUGAAUGACACUUGGUUUUGGAUAGAGUGAUUGAAUGAGAACCUAACCUACGCAAAUGGUAAUUAAA
This is a messenger RNA of Rhodamnia argentea, 4826 nucleotides long. Its product is annotated as pentatricopeptide repeat-containing protein At4g14850-like. Gene Ontology annotation, molecular function: ATP binding; protein binding; protein kinase activity. The transcript has 16 exons. Bases 485 to 4321 code for a protein of 1278 amino acids. The record is from RefSeq and is a predicted model, not a curated record. Gene Ontology annotation, biological process: RNA modification; protein phosphorylation; signal transduction. NCBI's taxonomy places the organism in Eukaryota, Viridiplantae, Streptophyta, Magnoliopsida, Myrtales, Myrtaceae.